This is a messenger RNA of Caenorhabditis briggsae, 1182 nucleotides long. The coding region runs from base 1 to 1182 and encodes 393 amino acids. The transcript is spliced from 3 exons. Gene Ontology annotation, molecular function: RNA binding. The record is from RefSeq and is a predicted model, not a curated record. NCBI's taxonomy places the organism in Eukaryota, Metazoa, Nematoda, Chromadorea, Rhabditida, Rhabditidae.
AUGGCGAAAAAAGUCAUGAAGAGAAAGGCUGAAGCUGUCUCAGAGGAGGUAGUCGCUGAUGUUACCGGAGACUCGGUGAAAACGAAGAAGCCAAAGAAGGAGACACCAACCAAACCACUAGUAACCUAUGAAGCUGGAGGAUUGGCGAAUCUUUUUGGAAAAUCUUCGGACAGUGCAACUAUUGUUGAAGACGUUACGAAAGGCGACAAAGUGAUUGAGAAACCGAAAAGAAGAAAAAACGAUCCAAAAAAAGAAGCCGAAGAAAAGAAGAAGGGUGGAGAAGAAACAGCAAUCACUGAAAAGACUCCUAAUGUCGAUGGGGAAGAGACCAAGGAGGAGAACAAAAAAGGAAAAAGAGAUCGCACCAAACAAAGAGAAAAUCGUGUUCUUGCCAAGUCCAAUGCUCGUUCUACCGCUGCUGACAACGCCAAAACAGUCUUCGUUGGAAACAUGCCCUUAACAAUGAAUGAGAAAUCCGUUAGUCGAAUUUUUUCCGAUUUCGGAAAAGUGUCUUCAGUUCGCAUGAGAUGCCUUAUUCCAACCAAUGAGAAACUCACUAGACGUGUCACUCAUUUGUCUGGAAAACUCAGCGAUAAACAGACUUCUCUUACAUUUUAUGUAAAGUUUGAAGAAGAAGAGUCGGUUGAGAAAGCGCUGAAAUACAACGGAACGAAGCUCGAAGAUCAUCUUAUCCGUGUUGAUACUGUUGGAACCAAAAAGGGAUUCGGAAAAGACAUGGCAAUUUUUGUCGGAAAUCUUCCGUUUGAUAUCACGGAAGAUACUCUCAGCAAUUUUUUUACGGAAAAAGUCGGCGCAAUAGAAGCUGUAAGAAUCAUCAGAGACAAAGACUCUGGAAAAGGGAAAGGAUUCGCGUUUGUGAAUUUCAAACAAGAUUCGUCUGCAAGUCUUGCGUUGAGUAUGGAAACUAUCAAAAUGGACAAACGAGAUCUACGCAUAACGAAAGUAAUGAAGAAGGGACAUUUGACGAAAAUUCAAUCGGCAAAGAAGCGAGCUCCGUUGUCAAAGAAGCAGACUGAAAUUACUGGAAAGUUGCAGAAUUUCAAGUUUUCAACCAAAAAACAAAGAACUACCGAACAAAACGACCGUCGUGCUUUGAAGAAGUCUGCGAAGAAAGCUAUCAAGAAGAAGAAGGCAGCUAAACAAGGACGCUUGAUGGCGUAA